CUUAUGUAAAUUCCUAAUUAACAUGGUACAAAUCCAGAAGAUCUUAAAAUUACAAGAGAUGUAUUUGAUAAAAUGAAUUUAGGAAUUCAAAAAAAUAGAGAAGGCAAUGAAAAGACCUGAAUUCGCAGAGUUAAUGGGUGAUUACAUGAAAGAGAUUUCAGAUCCAAAAAAUAGGGAAGAAUAUGAUUAAUAUCUAAAAUAAUUGGAAAAAGAAUCAGAGUUACCAAAGGGAAUGAAAUUAAUCAAACCUGAACCUCAUUUUUGUGUAAAGACUACAAUUUGGAAUAAGUAAAAUAGAAAGCAUGAAUAAAAAGUAUGUAUUCAUUCUUAUUUUAAGUUUUUUAUAAAUAUAUGUUCAACUGGUGUUUUAGAUAAGCCAUAAUCAGAAACAAUAACAUAAAAUGGAUAAACUGGUUAAAAUUGGAAAAUCCCAUAUUCAAUUGGUAAAAUCAGAUAUGAUCAAGAUAAAAGUAAUAAAAAUAAUUAAUUUAGAACAAAAUAUAUGUAAUACAGUUGAUGUAGCCUUUCAUCCAAAUACUAUUGGAUUAUGUUACAAAAUGCCUAAUUUUUAAAAUUUAGUUUGUUCUACAGCACUUGAAGCAUCAGGUAAAUAGCUUGGAGAAAGAAAUGAAGAAAUAAGCAAAGAUUUUAAAGUACUUAAACAUACAAAAUGUAAAGGAGGUGAACCUGCACUUUUGCCUGUUAGAAUAGAUAAAAAGGGAAAACUUACUAAUGAAUUAGAUAGUAGAUAAGGAGGUUAAGCUAAUGCAUAAACUAAAUUAUAAAAAGAUAUAAACUAGAUGAAAGAAGAAAAUGAAAAGACUAAGGAAGAAGAAAAAUUAAAAUAAUAAUAAUAAAAAGAAGAAUUAGCCGAAGAUGAUGAGGAUAUUAAAAAAGAAUCAAAUGAAAUAGAAUCUACUGCAGUUUCUAGACCAAAAUUUAGAUUUAUUUAUUCUUAUCCAGUUGAAUAUAGUGAUUUUUUAGAUUCUAGAGCUAAUAUGUCUAUUAAAUUACCAAAUUAAUUAGCAUGUGAACUUAAAAUGUUUAAAGUUGAGGCAAUGAAAGAAAUUUAACUUGAUUUAAGCAAUUAAGCACUUGUUUUAGAUGUCCCGAAUAAAUAUUUUUUAGAUAUCAAAUUACCAUAUCCUAUUGAAUCUAAUGAAGCAUCUGCUAAAUUUGAUGCUAAAGCUAAGACAUUGAAGAUUAGAGCUCCUAUAUCAAAAGAAUAUUUAAAAAUCAAAUAUUAAGAAGAACUUGAUAGAAUUAAACAAGAAUAAAUUUCAAUCUAAAAUGAUGAUGAAAAUCAGGAAUCUGAAAUUAAAUAAGAAAUUUAAAUUAAGUUUAUCCCAUAAGAACCUGAAGAUUUAAAAAUUGAUGAUUAAAAGGUUCUCGUAGAAGAGCUUGCUUCAUCUGAAAUUAAAGAUCAAUUAAAUUAAGAAAUCGAAGUAUAAGAAUAAAAAUAGUAAAUUAUUAUUUUAUAAUUAUAAGAGAAAACUUUUUAUCAUUAACCUUCAAUCAAAGAUAAGAUGGAAAAUUGUUGUUUCUAAUAAUUCGUAUUAAAGGUUAUACAAAAGAAGAACUUUAAAUAGAAUAUGAUGAAAAUGAUCUUUGCAUUUUGUAAAAACUAAUUGUAAACUCAAUCAUCACAAAUUAAUUUCUACAUUUGAAACUUCAAAAUAAUUCUGAUUCCUUAGUAACUGUUGAUUAUGUUACAGACUUUGUUAUAAUUAAAUUUGAAAGUAAAAAUUAAGAUAAUUAAAUAAUAAUUUAAGAACAAGGUAUAAUUUAUAUAUAUUAAUGAUUAGAGUAUGCAAAUAUACCUUUUUCAUAAUUCCAUGAGAAAUUAGAUGAGCUAAAAAACAGCAGGUUGAGAAAGUUAGAAUAAUAGCAACAAAAGAUUAAUAAUGAAGAAUUAGAGAUUCCAUAUUCAAAGGAAUAAACACAGUAACCUGAAAAUUAAAAAAAAAUUGAAUACAUUGAACAAAACAAUGAUGAAGAUGAUUAACCUGAGCUAAAAGUGGAAAGUUAAUAAACUCUGCUAAAUAAUUUUUAAUAGAGAAAAAACAUUCAAUUUCUAAGAUUCCAUGAUAUUAUGCCAGAAAUAUUUGAGAUAGAUUGA
Molecule: messenger RNA, 2119 nt
Organism: Paramecium sonneborni
Lineage: Eukaryota; Ciliophora; Oligohymenophorea; Peniculida; Parameciidae
Source: the annotation of a GenBank genome assembly